GGCUCACCUUAUUUCUUCUGUAUGCUCAUGCAACUUGAUUUGAGCUUUAUUAUUGUCCGUCGUGACAAAACCGUUUUAACCCUGGCGGCAGUUACUAUCACGCAGUAUUCGGUUGUGGUUUAUUAUCAUAAUAGACUGUCGUUGAGCAGUUAAUAAACCCGGCAUGAACAGAGAUUGAUUGUUGCAUUGCUGAACAGAAGGUCUUUCAAAUGCUCGUCGAAGACUUCUAGGUAAUGAAGCAUCAUGUCAGAGUUUACCCUCGAUAUCCAGCUGACAGAGUUGGGUUUUUCAAACUGGAAUUUCCCUCUGUGUGAGCCACAGAGCGUUAAAGAGAACUUUUUGCCAACCCAGAACGGCACUGAAAAGCCAGCACCAGAGACUGAAACCCCCACAGACUGUCCUGAAGAUGCCUGCAUUGUUGCGAGCUCAUCGGCUGACAAAAGCUUUCUACAGGAUCAUCAGUAUUACACUCCCUUCAAAGAUAACUCUUCAAGUAACGGAGAAACAGCUCAAAGCAAUUCCAAAAUCAGUUCCACAGAGAAGAAGGAUAAAGUCAUUUGCAAUUUGUGGAAAAGAGGAAGAGGAAGAAGAAGAGAAGGGCCAGAACAGAGAAAUGAUGAUGAUGAUGAAGAGCAAAACGGAAAAGAGGGAAUGAAAAAUAAUGACAAGAAACAGAAAUGUUCAGAUGUGAGCCAGGAAGCCUCCGGUCUCAUAAUAGAUGAUGCUGUGUCUGGUGAAGAAAUGACAGAUGAGGAUGCAGAAUUUAUUUUGACUGAUGAUGAUGUUGUGGAGGAGGAGGAAGAUGAUGUUGUGGAGGACAAGGAGGAGGAGGAGGAAGAAGAUGAUGAUGUUUCGUGGUCAGAGACAAAUGGAUCUGGAGAGAAUGAAGAGAAUCGUUGCCAUGUAUGUGAUCUCACUUUCUCCUCUCUCUUCUUACUCCGAGAACAUUUAAACAUGCAUACGGGUGUUCGCCCCUACCGCUGCGAUGAAUGCGGCAAGCAGUUCUGCCAAUUAGUCAAUUACCGUACGCACCUUCGCUCCCACUCCCAGAAGGCCUCCAUCCACUGUCGUGUUUGCUCAACCAUCUUUGAGACCGAGGAACAGCUCCAGCAGCACUUGGACACCAACCAUUUUGAGAAAGAGUUCUAUCAGUGUGAUUUUUGCAAGCAGAUUUUCACUGACCUAGAUGUGUGCAAGGGCCACGUCGAAGCACACAGGCAACAGGCAAAGCGACAUUUGUGCCUCAAAUGUGGCACUAGUUUUCGCCUUCGCAACUCACUGCUCCGUCACCUGGAAUGGCACAACAGAGGCAUCUUCUCCUGCUCGGACUGUGAGCGGACCUACUCCAGCAAGGCUUCUUUGUUACGCCACAGUUUCUCUCACUUAGGCAUCUUGCCAUAUACGUGUCUAAAGUGCAAACGUCAUUUCCGUUUACCCUCUCUCUACCACAACCACGAGUGUAAGCCCGAGAACAUCCAGUGCAUGGCGUGUUUGGUUUUCUUUCAGAGUCAAGAGGACUUUGAUAAGCAUAAGAAGGACACAGGAUGCUGGGGUCAUCAAGGAGCUUUGCCUACCAAGACAGACGAGAUCCGCUGCAUGGAAUGUGGCCAAGUCUUUGCAAGCAUUGAGGAAUUAAAGAAGCACGGAAGCACGCACCAGAGGGUCCUAAAAUGUGCUGAAUGUGGGAUGGGUUUCCGCUCGUCACUCAUGCUUAUGUCACACAUGGGAGGGCAUGCGGGACAGCGGCCGUGUUUCUGCCAGGACUGUGGCCUGGGCUUCCCACAUCAGCAGGGUUAUGACAGCCACCUGAAGACAUGUGGAGUGGUGACACCACCAGUGGCUGCUGUGAAGAAACCCAAACCAAAAGCAACUCCCUCUCCACAAAUAAUCAAGCCAAUUACUCCUAACAUAAUCAUCCAAACUGUUGCUCAAGCCUCAGCACCUGCCACAUUCCCCAGUAGCUUGAAGGGAGUCCACAUGGUUCCAUUCGGUGACAAGAAUAAGUCAGCUGAUGGUAAGUGGAAGUUUACUUUAAAUAAAGAGCCUCCUCCAGAUAUGCCUUUGGUCAUGUUUCUGCCAGUUCCCACUACACAGUUCUCAGCUACCUCAGUUCCUACCAAGAGCUCCCAAAACCUUUUACCAUCCUCUCUGGUCUUAGAAACAACCUCAUCUGCUCCACGUGUCAUUUCCAUGCCGGUGGUCCCGUCUGGCACUGUCAUUAGUAAAGAGGUAGAGAAAGACACUGUAGAGCCCAGCAGAACCAACAUUCCUUCAAACACACUCAUUCCACUGCAAAGUCAUGACCAUAUCUCUCAGAAGAGGUGGACCGUUUUAGAAGAUCAGGGUUCUGUUCAAAUGUUUGCUACAGAAAAUGUAAAGGCAGGGGAACAGGCUGCAGGUGUGACUGUAGCAAAUCAGGGAACGAAUGUUACUGCUCAAGUAGAAGUGGAGAAUAAGCAGGAAACUCAAUCAAAUUUGAAGCCUAAUGCACUGGGUGAUGAAAAAAUAGUUCCAGGUAGUUCAUCAGAAAAUGCGUCUCUGAAUCCCACGUGCCCCAAGACACCAUUAUGUCUAAUAAAGUUAAAGGAGGAGAAGGAUGGUGGUGACAACAUCAAGAAAAGCUCUUCAAAUUUGAAGGACCAUGACUCCUCACCUGUAAUGGCAGGAGUAGAAGUUUUAAAGAGAAAACCGGAAAAGCAAACGCUGGAUUCUAUGCAAACAGGCUCUCAUGAUCUAGUCUAUUGUUCUUCAGAAAUGACUUACCACAAAAAGGCCACUAAAGAUGAGAGAUUAUUCAAAGAAGUUGUGUCAUCCAACAGGAUGUGUGCAGAGUCGCAAAUGGAAUUUACUGUGACGGGGGACAAAUCAGAAAACUGUCCGCAAGGGCAAAACCAAUCUGGUUUUGAUGUAGUGGUUGAAAUCAAUGAAGAUGUGGAAUCGAGCAGCAUGGAAGUGGAGAUUGGGGAUGAAGACAGCGGAGUGGAUAUGUUGGAAGGUGAGCUUCAUGAAUGUGUGACUUGUGGACAAGUCCUUCCUGAAAAAGAUAUGAUCCAGCACUACAUGAAGCAUGCGGCCAACACAGACAGUCCUGAGCUCUCUCCUGUUAACUGUGCCUCUCACACUACAAAACCAUCCUCUCCAUGUAGUCCAUCAAGAAAACGGCUACGAUCUGGCACAGAGUUGUGACCCUUGGUUCAAGAGUAUUUCAGUUUUUUAAUUACUAUUAUUUUUAAAUGAUUUGCCGUUAUAUUACACAGACUUUACUUCCAUUCCGUUUACUUGAAAAACAGGGAUCACGGUCAUUUUUACCAAAUUGAAAUUUGGGAAAGAUUGGUGUUUGUUUAAACCAAGUGUGUUUUGAAUGUGUUCCACUUUUGCCAUUUCUUUCACAGUGUCUUUUUGUUUACAUUGUCUUCUAGAUACAAUAAAUGUAGAUCGGAAAUUUGGAAAAAUCCU
This is a messenger RNA of Sinocyclocheilus grahami, 3456 nucleotides long. RefSeq names its product zinc finger and BTB domain-containing protein 41-like. NCBI's taxonomy places the organism in Eukaryota, Metazoa, Chordata, Actinopteri, Cypriniformes, Cyprinidae. The transcript is spliced from 4 exons. The record is from RefSeq and is a predicted model, not a curated record. The coding region runs from base 244 to 3186 and encodes 980 amino acids. Gene Ontology annotation, biological process: regulation of gene expression. Gene Ontology annotation, cellular component: nucleus.